Molecule: messenger RNA, 336 nt
Organism: Symbiodinium sp. CCMP2456
Lineage: Eukaryota; Dinophyceae; Suessiales; Symbiodiniaceae
Source: the annotation of a GenBank genome assembly
AUGCAGGAGUUUCAAAGCACCAUCGCGCGGCUCUUUUUGCUUGCCCAGUACUUCGGCUCGCUUCGGACGGCAGCGAACUUUGCUCGCGACUCCGGUCGCCGGUCGAAAGUCUUCUUGAUGCCCCUAGGUGGAGGUGUCUUCCGGAAUCCUUGGGAAUCAAUUGUGGAGAGCAUCGCGCGCGCAGUGGAGCUGCUGCCCGCAGAGGAUUUGGAAUGGCUGGACAUCGGACUCCUCGUUCUCCGGCGUCCCUCGGCUGCCGGCACGGGCCUCCUAUCGGCAGAAGAGCGAACAAUCGAGCUCCUGAAGAGCUACCGGAAGUGGAAACCUCACGCAUAA